Pelobates cultripes (western spadefoot toad) is the source of this 1062-nucleotide messenger RNA. The record is from the annotation of a GenBank genome assembly. NCBI's taxonomy places the organism in Eukaryota, Metazoa, Chordata, Amphibia, Anura, Pelobatidae.
AUGGCCCGCGCCCCAUCACCGCAAAGAGAAAUGGAGGCCACAAGCCAGGUACCUGAAUCACUCCCAUCCACACCAGCCAGAUAUUCCCUGGCCCCGUCCUUUACAUCAGAGCCUCAAGUGACGCCGGACGGUGAGUGGAGGGAUAAACUGCCCAACCUCCUCACAAAAUCAGAUUUUGAGGCCCUCUCCGACCGCCUAGGCCGCGUAGUCCGCGAAGAAGUAGCCCAGCUUCGCUCGGACCUGUCAAAUGUGGAGGCCCGCAUGACAGUAGCGGAGGCCGAAACCAAGGCCCUCUGGACGGAUUUGGAACACACCAUUUCAGUGGUAACAGGCCAGGAAGCAGACAUGGCACAGCUCACCACGUGGGUGGAUGACCUGGACAACCGCAGCCGCAGGCUGAACCUGCGUGUCCGCGGGGUGAGAGAAGGGGGCCCAUGGUGAGGCAGAUCUUCACCCAGGUACUGGGGGGGCAGCAUAUACCCAGAAUAGGCCUAGUCAGAGCACUGAGACCCCAGCCAGCACCAGAGGACCAACCCAGGGAUAUAAUAUGCAGUCUUGACAAUUAUCAGCUAAAAGAAGAAAUCCUACACACAGCCCACCACAUGGCCACACUCCGCCUAGAGGGACAAAUUAUAACCAUCUAUCAAGAUUUGUCCCAAUUUACGCUGCAGGCAAGGAGAGUCCUGCACCCAGUGACGUCGGCCCUGCAACAGGCUGGAAUACCAUACCGCUGGGGAUACCCAUUCUCCCUAACAGUCAGACACGGCCCAGACCAGCUGGUAAUACGGAAACCAGAAGAAGUCCCAGGCUUCAUGCGCACUAUGGGCCUCCCGCCGGUACAGGUAACCGACUGGCUGGCGAGGUCGUUCCUCCAGCAACCACCAGGACCGCAACAACCACGCAGACCCGACCACGGCCUUAAAAGGCCCCAGCACCAAUGCCAACACGGCUGGAACCAAGACCAAGCGAGGCGGGAACAAUAAACAGAAGAAGCACCACACAGCCAGGGCGACAGUAGGGGGACGCACGGACCACCGACAGAGCAAGACGAACAGUGAGUAA